Rotaria socialis is the source of this 2232-nucleotide messenger RNA. Lineage: Eukaryota; Metazoa; Rotifera; Eurotatoria; Philodinida; Philodinidae. The record is from the annotation of a GenBank genome assembly.
AUGAAUCUUCUCAUCGAACAACGCCCAAAAGCAAUAACAUCAUCGAAAACCCAACAACAAUCUCAAAUAUCUAAUGAAAAUGACAUGAACAAUAGUUCACCAUCAUCUCCGCUCGUAUUAAAAAUCAAGCGUCACACGACUAAACAACAACAACAAGACGAAACAAAUAAUUCUAUUUCUAUUUCAUCACAUAUGUCCGAAGAAGAUAAUAAUAAUUCUCGUUCGACAACGAAUACUCAACGUUUAAAACGUACUUCUUUAUCGAAUGCGACAGCUACACGUCGACCAUCGUCACCUGCAUUUAAUGGUAAACAACAGCAGGCAACAAAACGUUCCGUAACGAUCGAUAAUAAUAAUAAUGAUUUAACGUCGAAUAUUGAUGAUAUUGCUGUUACAAAACGUUUUAAACGGGAUGAUUUGAAUUCGUCUUCAAACAAAGUAGAUGCCUGUGUCGAAACAGUCUCUAUUGGUUUGGCAACUGAACCUGAUCAUCUCGGUCCUUGUGAGCCUGGUACAAGCGUCGUUUUGGAGGGCAUCGUUUGGAAUGAAACCGACAGCGGUGUACUUGUUGUUAAUGUAACAUGGCGGGGAAAAACUUAUGUUGGUACAUUACUCGAUUCAACUAAACAAGAUUGGGCUUGCCCGAGAUUAACAUGUGAAUCACCAACAAGUGAUUAUGAUGCUCGAAGUAGUAGUAAAACUAGUCGAACAAAACGUACUGGUGCCGGUGGUCAUACUCGAUGUUCAAAUCAACACUCGUUAUCAUUUUGUCAACAGAUAACAGCAAAUAACGUUUCAUCAGGAAUCGACGAUCGUAAACUUCGUAAUAAUAUUAAAUCGCGACAAUCGAAACGUUUAAAUAAUCUUCCAACAUCGAUAACGGAAGAAACAACAAAUAAUUCUUCACCAUUAACUUCACCGUAUCGAACAAAUACACAAACAUUUUUUCCUCCUGAGACUCCUGUAACACCUAAUACAUCGACUAAUCUCGAACCACAACUAAUCUCAUGUUCAGAAUCUCAUUGUCAUAAACGUUUUGCUUCGGCUACUGCUCUCGGUUAUCAUAUAAGUGAUGCACAUAGAAAAAUUGAAAUAACAUCAACUAUUCCACAAGCGAGUACUCGCGAUGAAGAAGAUGUUGCACAUAUUCUUGCUAAUGUUGCUGAUUAUGUACGUCGUUCAUCUCCACCAUCAUCUAUACGAUGUUCACCUGAACAUCAAUCUCAGUCUCAAUCGAAUUCACCUCCAUCAAAUUUGAAACCAAUGGAAAAUUCAACAGCAUUAUCUUGGCCAUGUCCACAAAUAUCGUCUAAUUUUGUUCUAUCAUCAUCAUUAAAUAAUACCGAACAAUCGAUAUCACCUAUUUCCGCAAGGUGUAAAUUAAAUAGCAAUGAAACAAAUAUUGAUCAAGAUGAAAUAAAUAAUUCCGUUAAACAAUCUGAUCAUUUCCUCUUACCUAUACAGAACGAAACAAGUAUUAAUAAAACUUCUCCAAUAACAAAUUAUGUUGAUUCAACUAUAACAAACAAAGAAUCAACGAAUAUACUUCCGAAAAUUCCAACACCGCCACCGCCACUACAAUUAACUUCAUCUUCACCAGCUUAUUCCGAUAUAUCCGAUGAAGAUCCAACACCUAAUGAACAAAUGCUCCCACCGUCAACAAUUAAUCUAUUAACAGCAACUAAUGGAAAUCUUGAUGAAAAUGGAAAUAAUCUCCAUUCAUCAUCAUUUCUAUCUACGAAUGGUGGAUUAAAUAGUUCUAAUCCUGCAUGGGCUGCACAAAUGAUUUUUCAACAAUUCGGUUCUUUUAUACAACCACAAGCAUUAGCAUCAACCACAGUAUCCAAUAAUAAAGAUUUAUCAACAACGCCGAAUCGUUUGAACAGUAAUAAUAUUUGUCCAUCAUCAUCAUCUUCUUCUUCUUCUUCUUCUAAUGGUACCAGUGAUUCAAGUGUAAAAAAUAUUCUCGAUGGACGUCGUUCAGCAACAAUUAAGUCAUCAUCAGCCUCCUCAUCAUCGCCACCAACAAGUUUAUAUCCUUUUCAUUCACAUGAAAUAAAAUUUCCAACACCAAUCAUCAAUACAUUAACAUCACCAAAUGAAAAUCUACUUCAUCUAUCAUCAACAUCAACGUUGAAACCUAUGGAUAUACUUGAUUUUUCAUUAAAUAAUAGUCGUACAACUAAUGGCGGACAGUAUCAUCAUUCAUCUUCAUUACACCCGUCUCGGUGA